Messenger RNA from Nematostella vectensis (starlet sea anemone), 4433 nucleotides. RefSeq names its product monocarboxylate transporter 5. NCBI's taxonomy places the organism in Eukaryota, Metazoa, Cnidaria, Anthozoa, Actiniaria, Edwardsiidae. The transcript has 3 exons. Gene Ontology annotation, biological process: transmembrane transport. The record is from RefSeq and is a predicted model, not a curated record. Gene Ontology annotation, molecular function: transmembrane transporter activity. Bases 2109 to 4034 code for a protein of 641 amino acids.
AUGUUUUAAGCGAUAAUCGAAUAGUGCUUUGUCGUGACACUCAAAGUGAGUUGUCGUGACGCAAAUAGUUCAAAGUCGUGACCGAAAGGUGAGAUGUUGUUAACAAAAACCUUGAGUGGCCCUCAUGGGCUUCCGUAUCAAACAGCUGAACUGCAUGCCUAGAAGUUGAUAUUCGAUUGAUCAUAUGACUUAGAGAAAUUGUUUUACGCGCGAAAAUUGUAAAUAAUCGUAAUAAUUUGGUUAAUUUUGAUUUGGCGCCUGAGGCAAUUUUACAACUCAAUCUGUGAUUCAUCUGUCGAUUGCUCGCAUAGUAGGCUGACGAGUUUGGAGGCUGAAAAAGACAGCUUUUAUUCCCUAGAUUGUGCUUCAGGUAAGGACAUUAAGUGCUUUAAAAGCAAGUAUAAGACUCGUGGACUCUUUACAGUCAAUGUACGGAAAACAAACUACCGUAUAUGACCACGUUAACUCAAAGUCCGUUCGCUAGCACUAGGUGGAACAUAGAAGAUAAUAUUAUCUGAUUGCAUUGUGAAUAAGUACCAGGUACCAGCCUCACUGCCAUAAAAGCGAGCGCGAAUUAAAUAUUUAAAUCUGGUUAUCAAAAUAGCCCAAUUUUGAGUAGAUAUUUUAUCGAAAAAUCGUGUGAUCAUACGGUUACACUGACCAGAAGAGAAGUUUAAUUGAGCUGAAAUAAAGGUGGUCAACACAGGGAUAGAUAAUAAAAUAGAACUCACAUUAUGGGGUAGUAGUUUUGAAGUUUUUUUUUUAAGUUUUCGAUUUUUCUUUCAUUGUAUUUUUAAUUCUUGCCUAAUUUUGGAAGGUAUGCCAAAGGUUCGGUUCAUAUUUGAAUUGCAUAGCUGUCGAGCCAACUUGGACAGAAAUCUUGUGAAAUCGGGUGAAAUACAAUAAAUAUGUGAAAAAACCCAAGAGAGCCAAUGUGAAUACGGAGAAUAAUGUAAGAACAUACUCUCAGGCAUAGCACCUGCAAUAUAAGUCAACUUAAGGUGCCUAGUCACCUUCUCAGGCUAUAGAUCAUCCCUGACUGUCCCUCCUGUUAUUAUAAAGCAAUCUACUUAGAGAGUAUUUUUUCUAAGUUCUAAGUUCACAAAAAUUAGGCUUAUGAUGAGGUCUAAAAUCUUAUGCUCCCCUUAUGAGGGUGAGUUGACAGCUAUAUGUACGAGUAACUUUAGUCUCUUGAUUAUAAGUAUUUUCAUAGGAAAAAAAGAGAAGACUUGAUUUGGGAACCAUUCCUGUUAUGUUGUUGGUUCAUUAUGAUAUUGGUUCAAAUAUAUUCAGAGCAAACUUAACAUAUAAACCAGCUUUACUUUGUUCAUUGCGAUGUUGGCUCAAAUAUUUUAAAACCAGAUUCAAUAUACACUUAAACCUGCUUCACUGUGCUAUCAGAUAAUUGUUCCCAUAUUUUGGGGUAGGUUUUUAAAAGAGUGGCUAGGGUUAGCUAUAGGGUUAGUGGCUGGGGUUAGCUAUUAUAAAUCAGAGGGGUUAGGGUAAGUUUGAACAUUGGGUCAGCUUUUAUGUAUUGGAGGGGUUAGCACAAGUUUAAAGAUGGGGUCAGCCUUUUUAUACAGUGGAGGGACAAAAAUCAGUGGGCCUUCAGCCCUACAAGCCCCUCCCCCUCCACAGGGCUAGUUUCAACACAGAGUCAGAGUCAGCUUUUAUAUAUAAGAGGGGUAAACGUUAGUUUAAAGAUGGGGUCAGCUUUAAUAAAUUAGAGGGGUAAGGGUGAGUUUGAACAUAGGCCCAGCUUUUAUAAAUAGGAGGGGUUCAGGGUUAGUUAAAAAUUGGGGUCAGCUUUCAUAGAUCAGAGGGGUUAGAGUUAGUUGAAACAUGGGGCCAGCUUAUAUAAAUCAAAGUAAAUAUUGGGGGAGGGGAGGGUCUUGCAUUACUCAGAUCUGUAGAGUUUUUGCAGCUGUCCUCCCCUAUUAACAGUAUGAUGUGUUUUAAAUGCAGUGAACACCCUCGUAUAAGAACAAUUAAGAACCUACAGGCUAAAAUUCUUAGCAACCUUUUUAUAAGAGCCUGACCAGCCUGAUCUAUAUAUGUUAUUAUGUGCAGGUAUUUACUGAAGUUGUAAAUCAGUCAAUCUUGGCUACAUGUCUGUUAAUUACACAACACCAUAUUCACUGAGGCCUAUGAAGUCAGGUAAUGGAUAUUUCGAAUAUUUUACUCACAAAUACUGCAUUCCACUAAAUAGGCCGUCAAUGGUGUGUGGGCGUGCUCCCCACCCCCAAGAUGGUGCAUGGGCGUGGCUUUGCUGCCUUUCAGCUGCGGUGUGCAACUCGCUUCACUUUGGUUUCACACAAAGCUUUGGAGUCUUUCUACCUAUUCUUGCUGAAGUGUUUAAUGAAAACAGGGAAAAAACAGCAUGGGCAGGAUCCAUUGCACUGUUUCUAACAUUCCUGGUUGGUCCUGUGGCAGCCCUCCUGUCUCAACGCUUCUCCCCUCGCACAGUCACUCUGGUCAGCGGAUUAUUGUGUGCAGCAUCUCUUCUCUCUACCUCAUUUGCCACCAGUAUUGUAUACAUAUACUUCACAUAUGGAGUCCUUUUUGGCACUGGGGCCGGUUGUAUACUCAACAUGGGCUAUGCUGUGGCAAGGCAAUACUUCACUUCAAGAUAUCGCUCAUUGACUACUGGUGUCAUAGCGUCAGGUGCAGGGGUGGGUGUUAUUAUGACAGGACCUAUACUUCAGGCUGUUAUAGAUGCAGUUGGGUGGAGAGACACCUUAAGGGUGAUGUCAGGGAUCAUGCUGAUUAUAUGUGUACUUUCUACAAAUUAUGAUAUUGAUGUCUUGAACAAAAAUGCUGAUGAGAUUUUGGGAGGAGUCCAGGAUCUUUCAAAAGACAACCAGGGUGGUUCAUUGAAUCAACUUGAACCCAAGUUGGAACAACAAGGGAGUGACUCAAAUAAAAAAGCUGGCAAAUGUGAGGAUAACUCCAAUAAAAAGAGCAUCUGUAGUGAGGCAGAAAAGUAUGAGAAAAGUGCCAAUCCUGAAGAAGACAGUAAUGAGGAGAAAGGUGUUAUUGGCAGCCUCAAGCAAAAUGCGAAUUACAAGGUAGGAAAGAGUGAAAACAACUCCAGUCGUGUGUUUGACGGUGAAAGAAAAAACAUUGAUAAAAUGGCAGAUGAAAAAAAUGCCAACAAUGAGCUGGAUGAGAUGGUGGGCAGCCAUGCUAAAAAAGAUUCGGAUUCUUCAAGUUUUACAGAUAAUGUUAAAGAGAAGAUAGAUCGUGGUCAGCAGAAUGUCAAUCUAGAUACUGACAAUGCUUCACCUGAUGUUCCGCCAGCAGAUAACCAAACCAAUCCUUCAGGACACAAAACACAUUGCCUUGAAACAUUCAUAGACUGUUCCGUUUGGAAUAACCGCUUAUUUGUGAUCGGUGCGAUUGCCAUUUUCUUGGCGUAUCUGCCCUUAUUUGUGCCUAACAUACACAUCGUCAGGUUUGCCACAGAUCUCCACAUAUCAAGCGACAAGGCAUCAUGGCUUUUCACCUAUAUCGGAGUCACAUCCACAGUGUGUCGUGCCAUAAUUGGGAAAGUGUUGGAUAUGAGAUGGGUGACACCCUUACAAGGGGUACAGAUUUCCUCUUUACUGAUGGGCGUGUCUAUCAUAGCUCUCGGAUCAGCUACUGAGUACACUCACUUUGUGGUGUUUGCAGUGUUUUACGGUGUCGGAAAUGGUAUUUUUGUAACAACACAAGCUGUAUUCUUCCAGACUAGUGUUGCACCUAGCAAGAGUGCUAUGGGUAUGGGGAUGGGGUUCAUGACAUGCUCAGUUGCUAUUCUAAUUGGCCCUCCAAUUUGCGGUCUAAUAGCAGACAAGUUUGGCUCCUACAUUCCGUCGUUUUAUGUUCUCGGUGGCGUAGAUGUCGCCGCUGCCCUGUUUCCUUGGAUACUGUGCCUCUUCAGAGAUGAGAGGCACCCUAUGGCACAAUCGGAAGAAGUGUGUGUUUCCCCUCGUGGGCUCAGAGAACACAAAGCAUCGGAUACCGUAACAAAAAUUAUACCAUCCACCAGCUAGUAUGGAGUUAUCGGGCUCGUAGUGAUGUUCUACCUUCUCCUCAGUUGGCUGAUCCAAAAGAACCCUUUGGGGGGAGGGGGUAAUCAGUUCCAGACUCAAUACUUUCUUGUAGUGGGCCCUGCAUAUAAUUCAAUAAAAAAAACACAUGAUAUGCCAUAAUUAAAAACAAAACCAAUAUAGAUAUUAGCGAAAUGACAAACACAAGGGCCUUUCGUUUUAUUAGAAGUAUGGAAAAAGGAAGAUAUUGACAGAGAAACGGCGAAAUACAUUUUUGAGUGCACGAGGGAAAGAAAAAAAAUGGCUCGAAAUAAUACCUUAGGAAAAUGACAUCUCUAUAUAUAGGAUUUUCUUUUCGAACUACGCUUAUUUACAUUAGCAAAAAAGUUAAUAUGAAUUAAA